This is a messenger RNA of Tripterygium wilfordii, 1675 nucleotides long. Its product is annotated as metal transporter Nramp5-like. Gene Ontology annotation, biological process: metal ion transport. Gene Ontology annotation, molecular function: cadmium ion transmembrane transporter activity; manganese ion transmembrane transporter activity. The record is from RefSeq and is a predicted model, not a curated record. Lineage: Eukaryota; Viridiplantae; Streptophyta; Magnoliopsida; Celastrales; Celastraceae. Gene Ontology annotation, cellular component: membrane. The transcript has 13 exons. Bases 1 to 1653 code for a protein of 550 amino acids.
AUGGAAGGCCGCCAGCAGAAUCAAAGCGACAUCGUUUCAAGCGACCGAGGAGGAGGAGGAGGAGGAAGCAAUCGCAUAGUAGCUCUCAAUAUAGAGGAGCUGGAGAACGUCGACGACAAACACAUUGAUCAAGAGCAGAAACUAGGAUGGAAAGCAUUUUUUUCGUUCGUUGGGCCUGGUUUUCUUGUCUCGUUAGCUUAUCUUGAUCCUGGCAACUUGGAAACUGAUCUGCAAGCAGGAGCUAACCAUGGAUAUGAGUUGCUGUGGGUGGUACUUGUUGGCUUAAUCUUUGCACUCAUAAUUCAAUCUCUGGCCGCUAAUCUUGGUGUAAGCACUGGCAAACAUUUGGCAGAGCUAUGCAAGGCUGAGUACCCAAAAUAUGUAAAACUUUGCCUUUGGUUGCUUGCGGAGGUUGCUGUCAUUGCUGCUGAUAUACCUGAAGUGAUUGGGACGGCCUUUGCACUAAACAUAUUGUUCCAUAUUCCAGUAUGGGUUGGAGUUCUUAUCACUGGUUGUAGUACUCUCCUACUCCUUGGUCUCCAGAGAUAUGGGGUGAGGAAACUAGAAUUGCUUAUAUCAAUAAUGGUGUUUGUAAUGGCUGGAUGCUUUUUUGGUGAGAUGAGUAUUGUAAAGCCCCCUGCAGCUGAUGUACUUAAGGGCAUGUUUGUUCCAAAACUCAAUGGCAAUGGAGCCACCGGCGACGCUAUCGCACUCUUGGGCGCCCUUGUUAUGCCGCACAAUCUCUUCCUUCACUCUGCUCUUGUCCUCUCAAGAAAAGUACCAAACUCUGUUCGAGGCAUCAAUGAUGCAUGUCGGUACUUCCUUAUAGAGAGCGGAUUUGCUCUGUUCGUCGCUUUGUUGAUCAAUGUUGCAAUAAUCUCAGUGUCUGCGACAGUUUGCAUAGCCGAUAAACUAUCACCGGAGAAUGCCAAUAGAUGCAGCAAUCUAACUCUCAACUCUGCUUCUUUUCUACUGCAGAAUGUGUUGGGAAAGUCGAGUUCAACCGUCUACGCCAUUGCCGUGCUAGCCUCAGGACAAAGCUCUACUAUCACAGGCACUUAUGCAGGACAAUAUAUUAUGCAGGGUUUCUUAGAUCUUAAGAUGAGGACAUGGUUAAGGAACUUAAUGACUAGAUGUAUCGCCAUAACACCGAGCCUCAUAGUGUCGAUUAUCGGUGGAUCUUCAGGGGCAGGCCGGCUCAUUAUCAUUGCAUCGAUGAUACUUUCAUUCGAACUCCCAUUUGCGCUCAUUCCGCUUCUCAAAUUCAGCAGCAGCGCAACCAAAAUGGGACCUCACAAGAACUCGAUUUACAUCAUUGUGAUUUCCUGGAUUCUUGGUGUUGGAAUCAUCGGCAUCAAUAUAUACUACCUAAGCACAGCAUUUGUGGAUUGGUUAAUUCACAACAAUCUACCUAAAGUGGCAAAUGUGUUUAUGGGACUGAUUGUAUUCCCCUUAAUGGCCGUAUACAUCGUAGCAGUCAUCUAUCUCACUUUCCGUAAGGAUACAGUGAAGACAUUCAUAGAGCCAGUAAAAGACGAGCUUGUCGAGGGGGGUCAGCUCGAGAACGAGAAAGGAAGGCCUAGCAAUGGAGCAGAGGAGGCAGACCGUUUACCCUGCAGACAAGAUUUAGCCGAUAUACCUCUACCGGAGUAGACCAUUACCAUGUUUUUAUGGU